GCUUUGAAGUUGAGCAUGGCUGAAACGGCUGGUCUUCUUUGCCGGAUGUCCGGGGGGUCCGGCGGGCGGGCCGGCUCAUCCCGAGGGACAAGACUCUCAAGUGCUCCAACGGGUAUCCAGUCCCCAUGGCGCUCCAUUGACGCAUUCACGUCGCAAGCUUCUUGAACCGUCCCCCCGAAUAAUUGUGUCCUUUGUCUGCCUCCCGUCGCGCGCUAUCGAGAUCACCGCGCACGCCGCAGACAGCACGACUCAAUGGCUGACCGCCUCGAUGCGAUUCCAGCGCAGCCCCAUGCAUCUGGUGGCCCCGGCGCGCCAAGUAUGUUAUGUAAAGCGUUGCGUGUUCGGCCGGGGUACCUGAGGGACUUAUUCGCGCAACACGCACUAUGUCCCACACUAGCGGGAUCAGCGAGCGAACACAACUCCUUUGUCUCCCAUCCGGGGCGUGCAUCUAGUGGGUCCGAUGGCGAGCUUACCAUGUGGGGCGGGGCUGUAUCUCCCUGUAUCUCCUCCGACGUUUAAUGUUCCUGGCCUUGACCUUGUGUGCUCAUAUGUGGUGUGUUACGAGUGACGGCGUGGCACCGCUCGGGGAGGAUUUUCUGGGGAUCGACCCGCGUACAUAUAAGAAGCUUGCUUGCGCGGGGUGGUGCACACACAUACCCGCUCCUUCUCGGGCUCCUUCCGGUGCAUACACUCAGCCAGAUUCGCCGCGAUGUCGACCACAUGUGAGAAAGCCUCGUCGGACUCGCUGGCCAAAAUACGCGACCUCCCAUUCGCGAAUUCGUCAGAGGCGAUGGCGCGUCUGCCCACUGCCGAGGAGCAGAAUACACUCCGCCGCGUGGCUGGCCGGAUCCCGUGGGCAGCGUACCUGAUCUGCCUGGUAGAGUUCGCGGAACGGGCUUCGUACUACGGAUGCGCGGGAGUCUUCGCCAACUUCAUCCAACGGCCACUUCCCGAAGGCGGCAACGGAGCCGGCGCCCCACCUAGAGGGACACAGGAGACUGCCGGCGCCCUGGGCCUGGGCCUCGUCGCAGCGACCGGGCUGUCCCAGAUGUUUACGUUCCUCGCGUACACGCUCCCCAUUGUUGGCGGGAUCCUCGCAGACACGCGAUGGGGCCGCUUCAAGACAAUCUGCAUCGGCACAGCCAUCGGCGCGGUCGCGCAUGUGACGCUCGUUCUCUGUGCCCUCCCAGCUGUCAUUUCCGCUGGCCAUGCGUUGGCUCCGUUCAUCGUUUCCAUUCUUCUGCUCGCGCUGGGCACUGGGUGCAUCAAGACUUGCAUUGCGCCUAUUAUCGUCGAUCAGUCGACCGUGAUGUCCCAGUCUGUCGUUGUCCUUCCGUCUGGCGAGAAAGUCAUCGUCGAUCCGGGGGCUACCAUCCAAAGCAUGCUCAUGAUAUACUACUGGUCGGUCAACAUCGGCGGCUUUUUCUCCGUCGCGACAAGCUACGCGGAAAAGAGAGUUGGAUUUUGGCUCGCCUAUCUGGUUCCCGGCAUCUUGUACAUGCUCAUGCCGAUCACUUUGGUCAUCGUGUAUCCCAAGCUUGUGCGACUCCCUCCGCAAGGAUCGGUCGUGCUCGAUGCGUUCCGGGUGUUUAGAACCAUCUUCGAACGUGCUGGACUGAAGGGUAUGUUGAAAGGCGGAGAUAACUGGAAUCUGGCGAAGCCGACCUCUUUCGCGACUUCUGAUGAGCUCGAGAGAACGAGUCGGAUCAGAUGGGAUGACGAAUUCGUGGAUGAGUUGAAACGAACCAUCAAGGCUUGCAAACUAUUUUUAUUCCUGCCUAUCUUCAGUCUUGCGGACGGCGGAGUUUCCGUGAUAUUGGCCAAUCAAGGCGCGUCGAUGACCACCGAUGGGGCUCCUAACGAUCUUCUGUCCAACUUCAACGCGCUUACCAUCGUGGUGGCGAUCCCGCUCCUCAACUUCCUCGUCUAUCCCGCUUUGCGGCACGUCGGAAUCAACUUUUCGCCGAUCCGCCGCAUCGUCUUCGGAUUCCUCGUCACAGCAGCCGCGAUGGUCAUGGGGGCGGUCGUCCAAUGGCGAGUGUACCAGACCUCGCCGUGCGGAUAUCACGCGUCGACGUGCACGAUCGGGACGGGCGUCUCGCCGAUCUCGGUCUGGGUGCAGAUCCCGCUGUACGCGCUGCCGGCGCUGGCCGAGAUAUUCAUCAUCGUCACGGCAUACGAGAUCGCGUACACGAGUGCCCCGCGGAAUAUGAAAGGGGUUGUGAUGGGCCUGGUGCUGUUCACGAACGCCAUCUCAUCGGCGAUCAUGCUCGUCAUAUCCCCGGUGUUCGUCGACCCGAAUUUGAUCUGGCCGUUCGUCGCGCUGGCGGGUGUGCUGCUGCUCAGCGCGGUGCUGAUCUGGGCGUUUUUCAGGGACAUGGACCGGGAUAGUGUGUCAGUGGAGCGGGAAUAGACUGUAACCGUCGAGUGUAACGUGAAUAUUAUAGACUUUUGAGAUCCGCAACAAAUUCAAGUAUGGGAGGCCGCCCGCACAACGAGUGCUAGUUAAAUGACUGUUUAAACUUGGAGGUCUAGAGUUCAAGAUCAUCCUGCAGCCUGCCCCUUCGUUGUGUCAGGAAUUCUCGACACGGAGAGUAAGCGGUCCUCUACACCCCGCAAGACGCACUGAUCUGCAAGUGCGUUAGAAUUAUGUGUGCGGAACGAAUCUAGAGCUCUCUCCAGCUGGGCUGGAAGCUUGUCAUGAGCCACAUUGAACAUCCAGAUUGCGAUGCAGCGUUUCGGACGUGGGCCCGGCGGAGCCUGAUCGGCCGAUCAACUUUGCCAUCAAGGGAGCUCCAUCGGGAACGCUCAACUUGAGUCCAUCCGCUUGCGCUUGGGCCGAAAGUCCGAUCCUAUCCGUCUCUUUGCGCGAACUUAUGACAUGUCUGUCACCGAUCGCUUUGGGAGACCGUUUGGAAGUUACAGUCGCAUGUUCGAGUCGGACGAAAACAAGUUCCGGGCGCUCGACGUUUCGUUCGGGGACACGCGAUUUUGCAUCCGGGGGAUGCAACGGGGAGCAGAGCGACGGCGAGAGCCCGGCCGGGCCCCUGUUAUCAACGAUCCAUCAUGCAAAACAUGAGGGUCCACGAGAAGUGAGCCUCUCGCACUCAGAUUGACUCAUCGUCUGUCAGUCCAUCCGAAGUCAGCGUACAUGUGCAGACAUUUCCACGUGUAAACCUGUGUCUUUGGAGUCGAUCAGGUCUGGUGGUCGGCGCCCAAAUCACGAAAUAUGUAGCCCUAAGCUGUUGGCUGCAAGUGAAGGUGAGAUACCGAUGGAUUUACCCCCCGGCGUGAUCUGAAGACCAAGGUAUCUUGUGGCCAUGAGAGGGAACUCAAUGGAAAACACAUCAUAGAAAAUUGAGGAAUCAUGUUGGACUCCGGGGCUGGGGAUUCACCGUCUCACCGCCGCAUGGCACCGUACGACCACGAAUGAAAUCUUGGACCUUCAUGAAUUGACGGAAGAAGCCAGGAGCAACCACUCCUGUCGACGGAGGCCGUGGACGUGCGAUUAUCAAUAUGCCGGGUUCUCUCCCAUACGGGCACCUUUCCCGGCCGGAGGAAGAAUGGGGCACAACGGAACUCUCUAUGAUCUCUGUGGCUCUAACCCUGCCAAGGAAGAAGUAUAAAUGAGAUGCAAUAAUUGCAGGUCGGGGCCAGAUCUUCUGAGUGUUUUCACACAUUCUCUCUACGCGCGCAUUCUUCCUGCUUACACCUGCACAUUUCUUCCCCCUCUACCCGCCUAAUAUUUCCAUGGCUUUCAGCAAAACUCUGACCGUGCUUGCUGUGGCUGCCGUCGCGGCGGCUAAAAGCGCCAUGGUGCUGCACAGUAGCCUGGCCGCGGUCCCUGCUGGUUUCGUCAAUCACGGUCCGGCUCCAGCGACCCACGAGCUGGAACUGCGAUUCGGCCUUGCGGGCAACGAUGUCAAGGGACUGCAGACCAAGCUGAUGGACGUUUCGACACCAGGGAGCGCCAACUUCCGUCAAUGGCUCUCAAAAGAGGAGGUUCGUCCAGUGUAUUUCGGCGCAAAGUGCUGGGUGGAUUGAGUACAUGCAGGUUAAGGCGUACAUGGCGCCCUCCGCGGCGACAUUGUCGGCUUUCAAUGCCUUCGCAUCCGCCCAUGGGUUCAACACGACCAAGAUUUCGCCGUAUGGAGAAUGGAUCACCAUCACGGUCCCCGUGGCCAAGGCCAACGAGCUUUUCGAUGCCAACUUCGAGCUGUUCUCCCACCCCGACCUCAGUUCCGUCUGACUUCAAUGUCGCAGACAAUACCGCGCAGUGGAGAUACGACCAGUAGCGAUCACCUAAAGACACAGAGUCUCAGCGAGUGUAAG
Messenger RNA from Mycena citricolor, 4332 nucleotides. The record is from the annotation of a GenBank genome assembly. Lineage: Eukaryota; Fungi; Basidiomycota; Agaricomycetes; Agaricales; Mycenaceae.